GGAUAACCUUUGUCACCCCACCCGUGAAAGAAACGCUCGUCCACGUGUGGGAUACGCUGACGUCAUCAGACAAUCAUCGGCCAAGUCACCUUGGGACGGCAACGUGCGCAGACUGUUCGGCGCAUAAGCCGCUACAAGCGCCACCACAGGAGUGGACCAUAUAUAUCCCGCACGGGCAUUACAUCGGCAGUGGGCACGGCGGCACUACUAGCAUGCAGUGCACUAAUCCUCUCAUCUUCGUUUUGCAGAUCACUUGCCUAUUUAGAUGCAACGACCAAUGCCCUGAUGACGCAAGAAGAGGCAUUGAAAGAACAGGGAGGGCAAGCACUUGCCCUGCGAGUCCGUGCGUCUGCGCCCACAGCAAUGUGAAAAGGUUUGCGCCAGCAGGGAAUCCGGCCGCGCUUUCUCUCUCGCCGCCACGGCGGCGAAAGUGGCCGCCGAGCGCCAAGCCACCGCGUCAGAAGGCAGCCGGACGGCCGAGGGAAACCAACGACGACCGGGUCGAUGAGGCUGUAGCGUGAGUGACCAAGUUUCUGCCGGCCCGGUGUGCGCACGCUGUGCUCGUUCGUGGAGGUAGCCGACCACCCGGGAAACUGCGGCACCAGUGUGGCCGACGGCGCGCACUAUACAACCAGCCGGAGGGCACGCCUACUUUCUUUCACCGGGAACUGAAUUGCGCAAUUUGAUUUUCUGCAGUGGGACUCCCGGCAGACGACGGGUAUCCAGCCUCGAAGGCAUGUCAUCGCGGCGCUGGUUCCCGGAUCCCGACCGACGAUCGGAAGGCUGGUUUCUCACCGGCAGCGCGACGCCACUGAUGGCGUUGCUGGCGUUCUACGUGUACGUCGUCAAGGUGCUGGGCCCGCGGGUCAUGAAGGGCCGCACGCCCUUCCACAUCCAGCCGCUGGUGCUCGCGUAUAACCUGUUCAUGGUGCUCAACUGUGCCUUCUUCCUCGCCGAGUUCGUUCGGCUGGCAUUUGUCGAGAACGGCUACAGCUUGCUGCUACAGGAGGUGGACACGUCCAUGCGGCCGGCUACGCUACGGCUUGUGAGCCUCUCGUGGUGGUAUUACAUGUUCCGCAUCUUCGAGUUCACCGAGACCGUCUUCUUCGUACUACGCAAGAAGUUCGGACAGGUGAGCGGCCUGCACGUGUUCCACCAUUGCGUGAUCGCGUGGAACAUGUGGAUCUGCGUGACGUACGGGGCCCAGGCGCAGACCAUCUUCGUGACGUGCAUGAACACGCUGGUACACUUGGUCAUGUACUCGUACUACUUUCUCGCUGCACUGGGGCCAUGCGCCCAACCGUUCCUUUGGUGGAAGCGGUACCUCACGCAGGUGCAGCUGGUGCAGUUCGUGGUUCUGAUGGUGCACAACUCGCUUCCGCUGUUCUUCGCGGGUCACUUCGUGCGCCCAUUCUCGGCGAUCCUUGUCAUCGAGGGACUCAUCUUUUUCGCCUGGUUCUCGGCCUUCUACCUGGGCACCUACCGCCGCUCCAAGGCAUCGGUCAUGCUUUUCGAGUGUCACAAGACUGACUGAACUGCUAACAGCAGUUUCUCGGCCUUAAGAGGAAGCUCGGCAGCUCUCAUCUAUUACAGACUUUACAGAGCAAUUUAGUCGGGCCGCCGAAGCUCAAAACUUAUAAAGUGGUUCUAGCCUGCGCAACAAUACAUGACCAGCAGUCGCAGCACGGGGCUUGUCCGAAAAUUACUAUAGUGCACACUAUCGUCAAGCACAUUAACAAAAUUCCAGCAUCAAGCGAGACAUAAUUUUGCAAAGGCAAUAGACGAUACAAAAAUCGCCUUCACAGCCACGGUGAGCACAUUGUCGUGGAGCGGAAUGCAAUAACACUAGUGCAAGUUGGUUCCUAUAAAAACGACCAGUGUUUGAAAUGAACCCGGAGUCCACAACCCACCAGAUGUGGUUCUGUCGCAUGAAACCACAUUUUCUGGUUUCAUGGCACAUGAAACCACAACAUUUUAUUGUGACUGUGAUUGAGAGCUCGAAAUCGGGUUUCACCCUGCCUGUCAAUUCCGCUACGCUGACGAUGACUUUUGUCGUCAUUAACGACAAAUUAUUUCUGUCGCCGUCAAGCUACUUCGUCAUCCCUAGUGUCCUCCACAGCCACUGAAUCUGAAAUUAAAGCCCUACCAGUCGAGCCCUCUAACCACUCACUUAUUUUUCUUUAUUACAAGGAAACAAAACAUGGCAGGGCAUUAAGCCUAACAGACACUCUGAGAGCAGUGGUAGUGUUGCGUGUAUUUCGUAUUUCAAAACGAGAACUACUGUAGUGGACGAGGAUCAUACAAUAAGGCAUCGUAUGACAGCGGUGUGUCUGCGUGCAAUUCUUCGUCGUCAUGCUCGUGAAAGAAGCGAAGGUGACACAAGGCCGGCAUAUAGACAAUCAUGAUUGUAAAUGUGCACAUCGAUGCACACGAAAGCGUCUACCUCAGCUGCAGCUGCGAAAGGUGGCCGCCCACGGAAGCACGCCUCAAAAGACGAAAAAAGAACACAAAAAAGACGACAUAGUCACGACAGACAUACAAUUAGGCAUAAAAUAGGAUUCGCUGUUCUGCACCAAAAUGCCCCGAAAAUUUUCAGCUCCUGGCCAAGGUAUACGCAAAUACACGCACCGAUUCAGCAGGAGCAAAUUUAAUGCACAUCGAAAACAUCAAUCGAAAUUAUUUCACCUAAGCAUUUGUAAUCGUUUCACAAUCCCACACGUAAGCAGUUGUAAGUCCCUAUGCUGAAUGUGUUUUACGUAUUUUCACUCUUUGCGCCAUCGGCUAUUUUCGGUACCAUCGCUUGAUCAGGCCAGAUGUUCUGCGUCAUGGGACAUAUAAUGUUUUCGCAAUAACAAACAAUGUAGCAAUACUGUCGGACUCAAUUAUAUUUAAAUGGCCAAAUGCAGAACCGCAUCAACAGAAGACAGUAACAUGAUCUAUGGUCAAACAUCUGGGAAUAAAAUUAUUCAUAAAGCCACGUAUUUUACGUAAACACUGCUCCCUCAUAGAGAGGGAGGCUGCAAGUAGUAACGUCGGAUCAUGUGUGCAAUUGAAAUUACAAUAAAUGCAUUACUAUAUUACACAAACACGAAAUUGCGUACGUCAUAAAGAGUAACAGCGCCUCUCCUGCCCACAUAUUUUCUUUCCGCCCUUGUACUGCUCAACGACCCCAUUCAGAACUUGUUCAUCUAUCCCAUAAUUACAGUUCUCAGUUAUGUAGUAUAUAUUUCCUUUCAUUUAUACUCUUAGUUUAAAUUACUAGAAUUUCAAACGGCCCUGCCCAUCGCCUCUAAUAUGCACGUUAUGACCACUGUCCAGUUCCCCAAACCAAAUAUUUGAGAACAAGCAACCAAAAAUUAAAUUUUCGUCUUCCCUGUGGGAUGCGGCAGCAGUAAAUGAGCCGAAGCUGGUCUGCUGUCUUUUUUUUUAUUCACCUUCGUUUCCUGAGGCCUCUAACGACUUCGUUUGUGUCUGGAAAUGGCAUUUAGGUUAAUGUUGGAGCACACGCCUUCCAGUGCCCAACAAGAGGCGUCUGCCGAAGUCUUGCACCGAUGCAAGACUUUGGCAGCGCAAUCUGAAUAGCUUCGCCGAGUCGGUGCUCCCUGGACGACAUCUAGCGGAGAAAUAGCAAAAAGACGAAAAGUGUCUUCCUUUCCACUCUCUGCGAUGCUCUGCGUCCUUCCAGUAUUUUUGCGCUACAACAUCAUGUCGUUUCGCAACUGACACUUUAAUCAAAUCGCGGUAACUCAUAUACAUCACACACCGUCACCACUACCGGUCCCCCAUUCCGCAGACGAACGGUUGGCUUGCCAGAAACCUCCACCCCGGGUGCCCGUACUUCAAACGUCUUUCGCUCCCGAACGAAUCGGAAGACUUCGCCGCCGGCUUCUCUCCGACACAGAGCCCAUACGCGUUUUAUAUUGCAAUAAUGUGCACGAUGCGCUCGCUUCCUUUCAUCAUAAAAAGGGGCGCAUCUCAGCAGGCAUAUAUCGGCAGUGCGCUUUGGAAGAUACUGCUGCCCAUUUCGUAAAUUUUACAUACGUAAAACUACUUUAAAUUAUCCGCGGUAGAUGUGCUUUGCUGAUCGCCAUGGGCGACUCAAUAUAGAACGAUUUCUAAGCCAUGGAGUUCUGUCCUUGCAAGUCUGCAGUUAUCGCGUGCGCAGGAGGCCGUGAACUCGGCUGACUAAAUACGCAGUCGUUGCGUCGGCCUCGCACAGCAGUUAAAACAAGUAGGGGCCAAAUUAUUCGUGGAAGUGGUCGCUUCUGUCACCCGAAAAGCGACGACACACGGGAUAUUUCCAUGCUGUGCGGCGUCGAAAGGCCUAGUCCUGGAGAGCGCAUAGCUACACUCUCUUAUACACAUACUACUAAUACAUACGCGGAAAGUUUCGCCCCCAACGAAUCGCAAGACUCCCCCACCGGCUUCUCUGCGACACAAAGCCCGUACCGCUACUCACGUUUAAAAUAUUAUGACGUGCAUAAUGCACUCACUUCCAUCACAAAAAGGGGGAAUCUCAGGAGCACAUAUUGGCAGCCCGCUUGGGAAGUUACUGCAGCACAUUUCGCAAAUCUCACAUGCCUAAAAACUACUUUUUGUCCGCGAUAGAUGCAUUUCACGUAUCGCAAUCGGUAACUCUAUAUAGAAUGGUUUCUAAGCGGUUCUAGCCUCUUUCUUUCGGAAUUCUCACGUGUGCAGGAGGCCGUGACUCGGCUGACAACAUAUACAGUCGUUGCGUCGGCCUCGGACAGCAGUUAAAACGCGUAGGGGCCAAAUUAUUGGUGGAAGUGGUCGCUUCUGUCACCCGAAAAGCGACGACACACGGGAUAUUUCCAUGCUGUGCGGCGUCGAAAGGCCUAGUCGUGGAGAGCGCAUAGCUACACUGUCUUACACACAUACUACUAAUACAUACGCGGAAAGUUUCGCCCCCAACGAAUCGCAAGACUCCCCCACCGGGUUCUCUGCGACACAAAGCCCGUACCGCUACUCACGUUUAAAAUAUUAUUACGUGCAUAAUGCACUCACUUCCAUCACAAAAAGGGGGAAUCUCAGGAGCACAUAUUGGCAGCCCGCUUGGGAAGUUACUGCAGCACAUUUCGCAAAUCUCACAUGCCUAAAAACUACUUUUUGUCCGCGAUAGAUGCAUUUCACGUAUCGCAAUCGGUAACUCUAUAUAGAAUGGUUUCUAAGCGGUUCUAGCCUCUUUCUUUCGGAAUUCUCACGUGUGCAGGAGGCCGUGACUCGGCUGACAACAUAUACAGUCGUUGCGUCGGCCUCGGACAGCAGUUAAAACGCGUAGGGGCCAAAUUAUUGGUGGAAGUGGUCGCUUCUGUCACCCGAAAAGCGACGACACACGGGAUAUUUCCAUGCUGUGCGGCGUCGAAAGGCCUAGUCGUGGAGAGCGCAUAGCUACACUGUCUUACACACAUACUACUAAUACAUACGCGGAAAGUUUCGCCCCCAACGAAUCGCAAGACUCCCCCACCGGGUUCUCUGCGACACAAAGCCCGUACCGCUACUCACGUUUAAAAUAUUAUUACGUGCAUAAUGCACUCACUUCCAUCACAAAAAGGGGGAAUCUCAGGAGCACAUAUUGGCAGCCCGCUUGGGAAGUUACUGCAGCACAUUUCGCAAAUCUCACAUGCCUAAAAACUACUUUUUGUCCGCGAUAGAUGCAUUUCACGUAUCGCAAUCGGUAACUCUAUAUAGAAUGGUUUCUAAGCGGUUCUAGCCUCUUUCUUUCGGAAUUCUCACGUGUGCAGGAGGCCGUGACUCGGCUGACAACAUAUACAGUCGUUGCGUCGGCCUCGGACAGCAGUUAAAACGCGUAGGGGCCAAAUUAUUGGUGGAAGUGGUCGCUUCUGUCACCCGAAAGGCGACGAGGCACGGGAUAUUUCCAUGCUGUGCGGCGUCGAAAGGCCUAGUCGUGGAGAGCGCAUAGCUACACUCUCUUAUACACAUACUACUAAUACAUACGCGGAAAGUUUCGCCCCCAACGAAUCGCAAGACUCCCCCACCGGGUUCUCUGCGACACAACGCCCGUACCGCUACUCACGUUUAAAAUAUUAUUACGUGCACAAUGCACUCACUUCCAUCAC
Dermacentor albipictus is the source of this 6098-nucleotide messenger RNA. RefSeq names its product very long chain fatty acid elongase 7-like. Gene Ontology annotation, biological process: very long-chain fatty acid biosynthetic process; fatty acid elongation, polyunsaturated fatty acid; fatty acid elongation, monounsaturated fatty acid. Gene Ontology annotation, cellular component: endoplasmic reticulum membrane. Gene Ontology annotation, molecular function: fatty acid elongase activity. The record is from RefSeq and is a predicted model, not a curated record. NCBI's taxonomy places the organism in Eukaryota, Metazoa, Arthropoda, Arachnida, Ixodida, Ixodidae.